Molecule: messenger RNA, 2690 nt
Organism: Drosophila sechellia
Lineage: Eukaryota; Metazoa; Arthropoda; Insecta; Diptera; Drosophilidae
Gene: B-H1
Product: homeobox protein BarH1
Exons: 3
Coding region: 193-1824 (543 amino acids)
Biological process (GO): cell differentiation; regulation of transcription by RNA polymerase II
Cellular component (GO): nucleus
Molecular function (GO): RNA polymerase II cis-regulatory region sequence-specific DNA binding; DNA-binding transcription factor activity, RNA polymerase II-specific
Source: RefSeq, a predicted model, not a curated record
CCAAGCCGCUCACGACGUCGCUGGGUGAAAAGUUGAGAUAAGGCAAAAAAAAAACAAACAAAAAUAAGACAACUUGACAUCUAUAGGAAACUCCAGUGAAUGUGCAUUUUUUUAGUGAAGUGUUGAAAGCAUAUAUAAUUCGUAUAUAUAAUCGGCAAGAAAAGGGAGAAAGAGUGAAACCCCCUAAGUCCUAUGAAAGACUCGAUGAGCAUACUCACCCAAACGCCCAGCGAGCCAAACGCAGCGCAUCACCACCUCAGUACGCUGCAGCAGCAGCACCACCAGCACCACCUCCACUACGGCCUGCAGCCACCGGCGGUGGCUCAAAGCAUCCAUAGCAACACCACCAUGUCCUCCGGCGGCAGCACCACCACCGCCUCGGGCAUCGGUAAGCCCAAUCGGUCCCGCUUCAUGAUCAACGACAUUCUGGCAGGCAGUGCGGCGGCCGCUUUCUACAAGCAGCAGCAGCACCACCAGCAGUUGCACCACCACAACAAUAACAACAACAAUUCGGGCUCCAGCGGCGGCAGCAGUCCCGCUCACAGCAACAACAACAACAUUAAUGGCGAUAACUGUGAGGCAGCCAAUGUUGCUGGCGUCGGUGCCCUGCCAUCCGCCCUGCACCACCCACAACCGCAUCCGCCCACGCAUCCGCACACACAUCCGCAUGCGCUAAUGCAUCCGCACGGCAAGCUGGGGCACUUUCCACCCACCGCCGGCGGCAAUGGGUUAAACGUGGCCCAAUAUGCGGCGGCCAUGCAACAGCACUAUGCCGCUGCUGCUGCCGCGGCUGCUGCGCGCAACAAUGCAGCUGCUGCUGCAGCGGCCGCCGCUGCUGCUGCUGCAGCCGCUGCUGCUGGUGUAGCCGCUCAACCCGGCGACGGGGGAGUGGAUGGCGGGGUGGGGCUGGCGCCACCGGCGUGCGGCGAUCUGGACGACAGCAGCGAUUACCACGAGGAGAACGAGGACUGCGACAGCGGCAACAUGGACGAUCACAGCGUUUGUAGCAAUGGCGGUAAAGAUGACGAUGGCAACAGUGUCAAGAGCGGCUCCACCAGCGACAUGAGCGGUCUGAGCAAGAAGCAGCGGAAAGCACGUACCGCUUUCACGGAUCACCAGCUGCAGACGCUCGAGAAGUCCUUCGAGCGGCAGAAAUACCUCAGCGUUCAGGAGCGCCAGGAGCUGGCUCACAAGUUGGACCUGAGCGAUUGCCAGGUGAAAACUUGGUACCAAAACCGCAGAACCAAAUGGAAGCGCCAAACAGCAGUGGGCCUGGAACUUCUCGCGGAGGCUGGAAACUUCGCUGCCUUCCAGCGACUUUACGGCGGAUCGCCAUACCUGGGCGCCUGGCCGUAUGCGGCCGCUGCCGGCGCCGCCCACGGAGCCACGCCCCACACGAACAUAGACAUCUAUUACCGCCAAGCGGCCGCUGCGGCCGCCAUGCAGAAGCCACUGCCCUACAACCUAUACGCCGGCGUUCCGUCUGUCGGAGUGGGCGUAGGGGUGGGCGUGGGUCCGGCGCCCUUCUCCCACCUGUCCGCCUCCAGUUCGCUGUCCUCGCUGAGUAGCUACUAUCAAAGUGCCGCUGCGGCUGCAUCCGCUGCCAAUCCGGGCGGACCCCAUCCGGUAGCGCCGGCACCUUCGGUGGGCGGAGGAUCCCCUCCCAGUGGCCUGGUCAAACCGAUUCCGGCCCAUUCCGCAUCCGCCUCGCCGCCACCAAGGCCACCAUCGACGCCGAGUCCAACGCUGAAUCCGGGCAGUCCGCCAGGACGAUCCGUUGACAGCUGUUCCCAGUCGGACGACGAGGAUCAGAUCCAGGUGUGAGCGGUACGCCGGAGUGCGGCCGUUGUGUGCGUGUGCAUAUCAUCGGGUUUGAGCGAUCUCAAAAGUGCGAUUUUCAAGGGGAUGCAUAAAAUACAUAGUUGGCUUCACGAAUUUAAGUUACAUAUCACUUAUUUUGUAUCAAUCAGUCGGAUCGAUGAUUUUAUUGUUCCAUAAAACAUAAAAGUUUACAUGGCAUUUAGGUUAUUUGGAUAAAUCAGAAGUUGCAUUAUUCGUGCACCAUAUCACACAUCGUUUUUAUGGUUCAAACUUUAGUACAAAGGUAUUUUGUUUAAAUUUAACAAAAAUAUAUUUGGAGGCAUUUAUAUACUUGAGAUCUAAAGAUAUUAUUGUUUUAGGUCAAAAAAAAACAGCACAAAUGAGUUCAGUAUUUAAAACAAAAUCAUGGUACCGAAAAUUUGAAUGGUACAUAUAAAAAAAAAAUACAUUUGUCAAAGAUAAAUAUCCACAAGAAUUCGCGUUUUUGAAUCUCCGCUUAAGCCCCGCUUGUGUGUGUGUGUGUGCCUGCGUGUGUAUAUAUUCAUAUCCAUGUGUAUCUGUGUGUGUGCUUAAUUUAUUUGAUUUGCUCUUAGUAACUUAUUCGAAAUGUUUUUUUAAGGUUUUUUUUUCAAUAUAAGAUAAUGAAGUAAAAUUAAGCAAAUAUUUAUUUAAAUGUUGUAUAAACUAGCAGCCAAAAAAGCGAAAUAAUUUUGUAUAGUUAAGCCUAACCACGAAAUGUAUUAUCGAAUAAACAAUUUUUUUUGUCGGUAGCCUAGACCUAUAAACGUUGUAACUGUAAAAUGUAAAGUAAAUUUAACCGCAUAUUUUUUUGUCUAAAUAAAAAAUAACAGAAUGUGAGAAUAGAGCAA